CUUUCAGAAUAAAGUCGUUUUUUACAAGUGGAGUUAAGUUGAGUGUCUCUUCAGAUAUUUCCAAUUGUCAAUAUGUUCUCAGAUAUUAAGAAUUCUCCAGUUUUCUUCCAAAGAGUGAGAUACAGCAUUACAAAGCAAGAAGACACAGCAGAGUGGGAGAAGAAGAAGGUUUAUAUCUACAACUACAUAAAUGAUGGGAUGGAUGGUUUUCAGUCAGAAGAAGGAGAUCAACAGGUGCACAGUCCACCUGCAGCCAACAAAAGUCCUGCCCGAAGUGCUAAACUGUGCAAAAUGAUGCUGUGGAUUUUGAUGUUAGGUGUGAUCAUCACCAUGGCCAUAUAUUUCCCUUUAGAAAUCAUCAAAAUGAAGGAGAGCAUCAGCCACCUACAGGCUGAGCUUUUAGGUAAGACACAUUUCAUCCUCAACUAUAUUAUAACACACCCAGAGCACCUGAAUAUUUUUCUAUACCUUCUCUUACCAACAUAUUAAAGUUUUUCCUCACACAUAGCAGCUAACAACUCUCAGCUAAAAGCUAAACUAUUCGGUAAGAUAAAUCACAACUGUAAAGACGAACAUGUCUAUCCUUUG
This is a messenger RNA of Fundulus heteroclitus (mummichog), 588 nucleotides long. RefSeq lists its product as uncharacterized. The coding region runs from base 73 to 489 and encodes 138 amino acids. The transcript has 3 exons. Lineage: Eukaryota; Metazoa; Chordata; Actinopteri; Cyprinodontiformes; Fundulidae. The record is from RefSeq and is a predicted model, not a curated record.